Messenger RNA from Notodromas monacha, 2709 nucleotides. The record is from the annotation of a GenBank genome assembly. Lineage: Eukaryota; Metazoa; Arthropoda; Ostracoda; Podocopida; Cyprididae.
UUUGUUUCCUGGUUGCAGAUUUCGUGUGCUUUUUUUUUGCGAAGGAUUUUUCCGAGUGUGAUGUAGAUUCAGCAAGUGGGCCUCUGCAACAUUGCUGAUUAACUCGAUGCGCUCUCAAAAGGUCGUUUAAAUGUGAGCGCUCAGGAGAAAGAACAAUUGGCUCUUCCUCGAUCUCAGCGAAGAUUAGAAAAGAAAAAUUUAUCAAUUUUCCCCGGGCGAUGAACAACGAAAGAACGGCCAUCUUUUCGAGACCCGUGGGGUCGUCAACCUCUUAUCUUCGUUCCUACGGCUCAGCUGGAUCAAAUUCAAGAACCCAACUCUCAAAUGCACCCAAGAAAAAGAUGGUCAAGCAUGAAAUCAGUUCAACGGAUACGCUGCAAGGGAUUGCGUUGAAGUACGGUGUCACGAUGGAAGAGUUGAAGCGAGCGAACAAGCUAUGGACAAACGAUAGCAUUUGCAUGCGAAAAUUCCUCGACGUGCCUGUGGAUGCAGACGCGGUCGUGAACGGGGAGGCGGACGGAGCAAAGGAUUCGAACCAGGAACCCGGGUUCGAAGACGAUUUCGUGCCCAGGCCAGUGAUCAAAGACACAACGAACUGUGAUGGUUUCCGGAGGAGUCAGAGCUUCGAUUUGUCGGAAACGUGUCCCAAGUUGUUCCUCAGCCGCGCCGACGAGGCUGUGGAGCACGUCAAAUUAAACGUGGACCUUUUGGCGAAGAAGAGCGAGUUCGCGACUGUCGAAGAAGAAGAGGAAGACCCUUCGUAUGGCUACGCCGGAGGCUUUUCCUACCAGCAAUACUCUCGUCGGAAAGCCGUGCCCAAGAAGAUGAAGAGCAAGCGAGAAUCUUCCCAUGACCAGUUUUUCCAAUUGUGACGGUACUCCGGUGGUAUUGCCAACCCUGCUUACGACCCGGAGGACAACUAAGGGUUUUUAAAAACGCAAUCGUUUCAACCCUCAGCAAAGAAGAAAAAAAAAUCAAUUCUUUUUCAUCCCUUGUGCGAUUUUUCGAUGUUUUAUGUUGCGUUGCAUUUUUUUUGGCGAUAUCACCACCACCAGUGGCGUACACUUCGUAGUCGGAAUUUAGGUUUUAAGUCGAGUACUUUUUUCUAUCAUUUUGGCGCUCAAAUCUUGUAGGCUUACUUAGUUUAGACUUCGGUGUUAGUAGAGAUGAUGUUAUGCGACCUGCGGUGCAAGCGAUUUGUCCCAACAUUCAGGUUGAAGUUUAGUUUGAAUAGAGUUUUAUUUUUUGUCCCUGAAAUUAGUUUGAAAAUCGCAAUCGUUGAAGUUUUUUAGCGACCAAUUUUGAUCGAAUUUAAAGAAGCACUGGCUGUCUGAUUCGUUUUCCUUGUCGUGAUGAAAUCAAAUCGCUAGAAAUAUUUAUAUUGCCCAGUUGAGCGAGGGUAUUUUCAGAAGUAUCCGAACUUGCAAGCGUCGUCUGAUUUCAUUGAUACCAUUUUCCGAAGAAUGUUUCCAAUUAUUUUUUUCUGAAGUGACAUUUGCGAAGCGAACAAAACUUUAUUUUGAAGUUCUCUCCUUCCCUUUUUCGAAGCAAUCGUAGCUUUCUGAAUCGUAGAAGAAUGAACAAUAGUUUCAAAUGAUAUAAUAUUGUUUUGAUGACCAAGCUUGGGUUGAUUCAACUUCGGUUUUCCUCGUUCUCAGUAAAAAAUGAAAGUUAUCGGUGGGGUAAAAGAUCAUUCGUCAAAACAGUUCGAAAUGCCCCGAAUCUCAAUCUUGAGAUCUCAACGUUCAUUUUGAAAUUCAGCUACUCAUUCUGACUGUUCUCGAAUGCAAAUAAAAGUCAUUCGUUUGAUGUUCAGCGUCUUUUGACAAAAAUAGGAGGAAAAAAAUAUAUUUUCGCUAGAUUCCCGAAUUUGAGAAGUAUAUUAAACUUGGCACAGCGGCUUGUAUAAAUUUCUGAUGUCCUAGAUAUAUAUUAAAAUUUUAUGCAUGCGCAGGUUGAUUUCAGGGACGUCUUCCACGAGUCUGAGAAUUUCUGAAAAUGCCCUCGUACAUAUCAAAAUGUCUGUAUCUAGAUUACCAGGAUCACUUUCAAUGAAGAAACGAUCGCUUCAGAAUUUUGAAUCCCGUAGUUUUUGAUACCCUCGAAAACUGGAACCGGAUAUCGGGAUUUACUCCUAAUAUCCGUGUUCUUCUUCAACUUUUCGGCCGUUUGGCAAUUUAUUUUUUUAAUCCCUGCAUCCACUCUAAUGCAUUUCUCGUCUCGGCAAGGAAAAGGGUGAAGUAUCGGGGGAGGCGUGAGUUUAUUUUUUAUUUCCGCCUUAGGCUUGGGCAUCGUUUUGCGGUGUUUUCAGCAGGUGAAUGGAGGGAAUUCAGUUGGCUUUUCUUUGCCACGAAGAAGGCUAAUCAAGACUGCGAGAAAAACGAGCGUACUUGGGUUACCACGUUUUCUGAGCGUCGUGAAGAAUCGGGUCGGAAUGGUUUUUUUUUUGGUCGGUGAAGAGGUUAGGAUUGUGUUCACGAGAAAGAAAAAGAGAGAAAUUGUUCUGCUUAAAACGGUUUAGUCACGCGAAGCUGUAUUUUUUUUUUGUUCCUUCCGCUUUGAAAUGGUGAUUGUUUUGCUCAUUUUGUUUGUUUCGAAAGCCCAGUGAUUUUGUGUGGAAAUCGAUGGCGAAUUUGUAUCACGGAAACUCUGGCGAACGGUGGAUGUAACAAAUGAGCUAAUAGUAAAAACGAGGUAAUUGUUUCCUGA